Molecule: messenger RNA, 12031 nt
Organism: Sorex araneus (European shrew)
Lineage: Eukaryota; Metazoa; Chordata; Mammalia; Eulipotyphla; Soricidae
Product: KIAA0408 ortholog
Exons: 6
Coding region: 254-2320 (688 amino acids)
Source: RefSeq, a predicted model, not a curated record
CCUUCAAGACACGAAGUAAACGAAGUAUAAUUUCUGUAGUAACCAAUGCUAUAAAAACACUGAAGACUGAUUAUUUCUUUUUAAAAAGAUACAUCUUGCCACUACCAAAUGAGAAGCCAAGCACUAAAAUAUUUCAGGCUUUAUUUUAAAGGCAAGUGAGACUGCUUAAAAUAAAACAAUUGCAAGCUUCCACGAAACAGUAAAGAGAAAGCGGAGACAAGCAGGAACACCCCUUCACUGACAUCCCGUUGCCAUGGACCUACAUAAGCAGUGGGAGAACACAGAGAUCAACUGGCACAAGGAAAAGAUGGAAUUACUGGACCAGUUUGACAAUGAAAGGAAAGAAUGGGAAAGUCAAUGGAAAAUCAUGCAAAAGAAGAUAGAGGAGCUUUGCCAUGAAGUAAAGCUUAGGAGGAAAAUGAAUAUUAAUGAACGUGCUAAGAUCCUUAAUCCAAAGGCCAACCAAGAUAAAAUGGUGGAAUGUCCUCCAAGUUACCUCAGUUUGGGUCAUUGUGAAUUUACAGGGAUGAAUCACAGAGAUGGUUUGGAAAAAGAAACUAAAACAGAGCAGAGCUUACCAAGUGAAGCAAAUCAAAUUUGUAAGGAACAAAAAGCAACCAAAAAAUCAAAAGUGGGAUUUCUGGAUCCUUUGGCUAUAGAUAACCUAAAGGAAUGUGAGGAUUUUCUUAACCCAAAGACUUCUAAGGAAGAAAGCAAGAGCUGUUGUGGUGCCCUGAACACAGCUCUUGAAGAACUUGCCAAAGUUAGUGAAGAUUUAUGCACCUUUCAAGAGGAAAUUCGAAAACGGUCUAACCACAGACGGAUGAAGUCAGAUUCUUUUCUUCAGGAAAAUCCAAAAAUUAAUGUGCCUGAUGGAGAUGUCAUGAGUAAAAAUAACCAGUGCUUUCUUUCAGUCAACUCAGAAAAGGAAAAACAGCAAAAUAGAAAGAAUCUAUGCUAUACUGAUGCGCUCCAAAGCAAUCCUAUGAAAAUAUGUGGAACUGAUAUAACUGCUCUGCAAAGAAAUGAAGUUCCACCUCUUCCUCCUCCAAGAAGCACUUCUCGAAAUUUUCCCAGUUCAUAUUCUGACCAAAUCCGUGAAAGUUUGAAAGAAAAUUUAGACUACAACAGCUGGUUAUCCCAUGAGAGUCAAAGUGACUGGAAUUGCAGUCCUCAUAUUCCUUUGGGUCACAAUAAAAUGCCUGUAUGCCUAAAUGAAGGGAGGACUUUGAAAAAUUGCACCACGUUCUCUUUAGCACCAGAAACCAAAACAGAUAACAAACCUCUAUAUAAUGAAAAUGUUGGACUUAGCAUGUGGUCAUGUGACUUUGAGAUGGUUUCAAAAAAUAAUCCUGCAUCAUGGUUUCAGAAAACUUGCUCUGCUCCCAGUAAGCUAAAAUAUGAAAAAGUGAUCUCAGACCACCCUGUUAAAUUUCAUCCUGAUCUUCACAUAAACAAUGACUACAGUUCUUCAGUGAUACAGAACAGUGACCCCCGUAGAAAUUUCAGUUGUGGCUUUGAAAGGACUACAAAGAAUGAAAAGCUGGCAGCAAAGACUGAUGAAUUUAACAGAACUGUGUUUAGAACAGAUAGAAAUCGCCGUGCAGUGGAGCAAAAUCAAAGCUACUCCAAGUCAUCUGAUGAUCUUAAGCCUUGUAAUACCUUGAUUACCCACACAGGUCACAAAUCAGAAAAUAACAUUGUGUCUGAUAUUUUGAAGACCUGUGCCCACAUGCCUGUGUCCAGGGAUAAUGUGCCUCAUAAUCUCACCAGAAAGUCUACAACAGGACUAGUCAGACAAGUGCAGGAACACUUAAAUUCUAGCAGUUAUCGGAAUAUGCUCCAUGAGCAUGACUGGCGACCAAGUAAUUUGUCUGGUCGACCAAGAUCUGCUGACCCCAGGUCAAAUUACGGUGUUGUGGAAAAGCUUCUGAAAACCUAUAAGACAUCAACAGGAUCUGCAAUGCAUAAUUCUAAAUGCUCACAGGAUAAUUGGACCAAAUGUAAUUAUGAUGUCUUUGGUGGGGCCACAUCAAGUCAGCAUUUAGAAAUGCCCCAACUAGAGCAAGACCUUCAGCAAAAAACACCUGUCAUGUGUGGGCCACAACAAGUGAUGCAAGGAGUAGAUUGGAAAAAAAAUACAGAGGACUCCAUGAUUGUGAAAUCCUUACAUGGAAAAGGGUUUUCCCGACCUGCUAGACCAGCUAAUCGUCGUCUCCCUUCCAGAUGGGCAUCUAGAUCUCCAUCAGCACCCCCUGCCUUGCGGAGAACAGCCCACAGUUACACAAUUUCUCUGCAACCUGAAGCUUCGAUGGUCUGAGUCUCUAGUCUGGAUUGCAAAGAUUACAAAAGUCCUAAUUGCCAAAAAGAGCCUUCUGAGUGUUUACAACAAGUACUUUAUCUUUCAAGAUCACUGGGACAAUUGAAAUCUUAACUUCCCAUCAGUCUUCAGUGUUUUUAAUCUCUGGAAUUACUAUUUUUCUCUUUUUUUUAAUUUCUUAGAUCAGAAUUUUUGAUGCCAUCUUCAUUAAUUUGACAAUAUGAUUUAAUUGAAACAGUGUACUAUAUUGUAUAUUAUAACUUUCUUGCUAAAGGCAGAAAGCAAGGUUAUGUGCAUGGCUAUGUAUCUUAAGUGCAUGUAUUGAGAUAGAAAGCAUCUUAGUAUGUAUUUAGUUCGAUAAGAAAAACCUAUGUGCUAGUAUUGACAUUGAAAUUAUAACAUGUAUACCUUAUAUUCUUUGUGUGUAUUUAAAAAUUUUGAAAAUAUACAGUACUGUUUAUAUUUUGUAUACCUUUUAACAGGUAUCCGUUUAAAGCAUUGAGGUACACAUAUUAACUCACCACUUCCUUGAUCCCAACUACAUUGAAAAAUAGGAAUUAUACACAUAGCUAAUAUUAUGUAUUUCCAUAUACAACUCAUAGUUUCUUAACCCAUUAAGGUUAAACUAAAACCAUUGAUGUCUUUAUUCACUCCUUUAACCAAUUAAUAUUGAAUAAUUUUAACAGAUAAGCUUUCUAAAGCAAAGAUCAAAUGUUCCUGGAACAUUUUAUAUGUCAUUUGGUAGUCCAUUAUGGCUUUAAUUAUAUACUUAUCCUCAACCAGAAUUGUGUGACUGCCUUACAGAUGUGACUAAAUAAUGUUUUUACUUUAUUGACGUUAGUAACAAACAUUCCUUAAAUAUCAAGGAAUGCAAAAAGAAAUCCAAUUAUAUUGAAUGUUUUGUUGUUAAAAUUGUAGUAAGUUUGUACUUAAACUACUUUAUUUUGCGUCAGACAUAUUUAAUGGAAAGUCAUUUAAUUUUUUCCAACUUCUAACCCUUUCCUUACAAUUAGGAGAAAAAAGACUGAUUCACUUUUUUAUUUAACACAGAGGAUCAGGAACGAUAAUUCCUUGAGAGCUGAAUUCUAACAUAUUUCUCAUAGUGUGCUGCAUUAAAAAGCCUUAAACUAAACUUUGGCAUCCAUGAGUAAGGUCUGAAAACAUAUUUUGGUUGCAGUUUGCAUGCAGUGAAAACAUAAAAACUAUUGAAAAUUGACAAAAAUGUGAAUGUUGGGGUACUUGGAAUUUAACAAGGAAAAGGAAAUUUUGCUUUCCAUUGUCUUUAUAUAGAAACAACUAUAUUGUUGGAUGGUAUUUCUAUCUAAGGUUCUAUAUUACCAUCAGAAAGACUAAACAUUCUUAUGGCAAAAAAAUAUUAAAGGAGAAAUUCUUAUCAUAUAUUCUAAUUAUUUAGGUAAUUUCACUUCCUUAUAGACCAUGACUUGAGAUAAGACAAACAAUGUUUAAAUUCCGGACUGCCUUAAAAGGCUCAGUACUGUUGCUCAGUAAUGGACAGCUUCAUACUUUACAACUAGGAAAGGUGUCAGGAGUUGUGCUGAAUUAAAUGACUAGAAUCUAGAUUUGAUGCAGAUGAUAUGAAGGGCUCAAAAUCCACUGUUUUAAUUCUUGAGUUUUCUACAACUCUUCUUUUCACAUAGGAAGACUAUGAGAGAAAGGAAUCUAGACUUGGGUCAUCACACUCAUUAUUUUGCAGGUGGUAGCUUGUGGCAGAAAUUGGACCCUUUGAGGAAGAUAUUGCCAUGUAUAUCUGGAAUUAUGGGAAAAACUGAGAACUGGGCAUCAUAUCUGUUCAGUUAAUCAGUGUAUCUUACAUAGUCUGAUAUGAAGCUGUAUCUACAAGUCAAAGUCUUAAGGAUCUCUUUUAACAUGUGAAAUUCCUGAAUUGACCCAAUAGGUACUAGACUAUAAUUUUUAGUAAUAGGGAUUGGCAGUCUGGAGACCUUAGUGAAACAAAAUAUUUGAUGAUUAGGGAAGUUUGGAAGUAGUGACACUUAUGGAUACCCCAGUGGACUGGUCCUGUUGGGUAGUUAUGUUAGUUCCUUAGGCCUUGUCUUUGUUAUCUAAAAAUUAAAAGGGUUAUAUUGUAAGGCUUCACAAUGAUAAAUUGCUUGUUCAAUAACCAUUUGAAUGAGACAGUAGGACACAUUUUAACAUCUUACAUUGACUAAAACCAGAAUGUUAGAGUUAAGAGAAAAUAAUCUAGUCCAACUCCUUGAUUUUUGCUAAACGGAUGAAGCUAAAAAAGAGAUUACUUGAAUGUUCUGUUUUAUCUUUUUAAAUGUUUUAUAAUUUUUAAUGGAAAAACUAUCAGGUAAAUGGAAAAUAUCCUUGAAAAAUAUUUUUGAUGUAAUGUGAUUUUUAACCAGUAGUUUUUGUACUUCACAUAGGCAUUCUCUUCCCCUGAACCUGCCUUCAUUAUGCCAUCAUUGCUGAAUAUAAGGAAUUUGUAAAUACUUUAGAAAUUAUUGGAUGAGAAACAAUUGUGUUAAUAGACACUUUCCCAAGCAGACUUUGGUGGGGGAAUCUUCUGUUAAUCAUCUGAGAAUUAUUGACACUAUUCACUUGAGAAAGAAAUCAGAAUGAGGCAAAGAAGAAUGUUUUGGUUUUGUGUCUUUUGUAUGCAUUUGUGUGUGAUGCAUCUGCACAUAUUAACACACACAGUUCUUACACAAAUUCUCUCUACAGUAAGUACUUAAGAUAUGUUCUUAGGAACUGUAAUUUUAAGCAAAAUGACAAUGAGAAAUGAGAGCCUUGGAUAAUAUAAUUUUCUUCGGCAUUGGCUAGGAUUUUUUAAAUCUCAUCAACUUUAUAACGAAACAAGGUGAAUGAACUGAUACUCAACUAAAAAAGAAUAUUUGAGAACCUACUGUUUUGCUUAUGUCCAAAACUAAAUAUACAAAUGUUUUUCUUAAUUGACUUUGCUAAAACUUAUUUAAAUCUUUUUAUGUAAACAAUGAUUAUGACCAGAUAUUAUCAUAAAAAGAUGAUUUACUUUUUACAGAGAGGAUUUAGUCAGGCUAUGUGUCAACAAGAGCAAAUAUCUGGAUCUGAAAAAGAGAAUCUACUUCUUAGAAAUAAUUUUCAAAUACUUUUAAAUAUAAUUGCUGAUAAACCACUACUUGAUAUUGACAUCUCCUUCACCCAUUGGAAACUAUCAAAUAAAAUAGGUGUGGAAAUACUGCCUGUGGCAUUUGUAUACAUUAAAAACAUUUUAAUAUUUCUUUAUUUUUUUUGGUAGUUACCUCCAGUCAAGCUGAGAAUUUUAUAAGGUCUAAACUAAAAUAUGUACACAGUUCAACCUAGUUUUGCCCAAAUAUCUUGAGAGUAGAAUCUGAAAGCCAAGUUUGCCUGAAUUUCUGCACCUGGCCAUACACACUCUUACCUUGUUUCUCAUAAACUGACAUGAAUUCUCUUCUCACAUAACUGCUAGUUUAGUCGAUGUUUUGUUCAAAUAGACAAUAAUUCUUUGCAUAUUUUUUUAUUUACAUGAUGAAAUUACCUAACAUUUUUAGGCAGAUUUAAAUUUCCAUUAUGAAAUAAUGUCGUUUACAUUUCUGCUUUUUGUUUUGCGUUUUUUGUUUGUUUGUUUGUUUGUUUGUUUGGGGACCAUAUGUGGAGGUGCUCAAGGGCCCCUCCCACCUGUGUGCAUGUGAGUCUCUCCAAGCAGCUUUCAGGGGACCAGGCAGUGUUAUGGAUCUAGCCCAGGCCCCCUGCAUGCAAAGCCUGAAUUAAAUCCAGCUAUAUCUUCAGUCUCUGCAUAUUUCUUCUUAAUUAGAAAGUACCUUUAACAAUUUAUAAGUAUGAUUAUUUUUGUUUACUAUGUCCCUUCAAGAACUAGGCUUCAUAAAGUAAAACAAAUACUUUUAAAUAUUAGCGUGAAGAACCUUAGGAAAUGCUGAAGAUGACUUUUACUCCAUAAUAUUUGCUGUUUAAAUGUUUCUUAUUAUAGGGAAUAAUUAUUGUUUUGGUGAUGAAAAGUUCAUAGUGUUUGAAAUCAGAUAGAUAUUGCUGAUCUUUAAAAAUCCAGAAGGUAAUAUUGAUAAAUGCCAAGGAAUUGGGAGAGGGGUAAUUCUGUACAUGGAAAGUGAUGAUGGAGUCCAGAAAUGAGGGAAAAGUCUAGAAAGGAGAUUCCUUAUAAAUCGAUCAGAACCAUCGCAUUUGCAGAAAGAAGCUGAAACAAAGAAAUCUAUGUGACUGCAAUGGUCACAGGAAUGGGGACCAAGCCUAGGUACCUAGAGCAGUCUUGCAUCCCUACAUUUCUAUGUACUUCUUCGACUUGAAGGUUUACAAAAUUUGUUGAUAUUCUUUGACUUGUUUAUUUCUUAAAAGUUAAGGCAGCCAUUAUGAUUUCUAACUACAGAGAGAAAUUAAGUAGCCAAAAUAAGAGAGUACAGAUUUCCCUAGAAAAUAGUUUUCUAGGUAACUCUUAAGCUUUUUAAAACUAGUUCCUUUCUCAAAGAGCAAGAGGAAGAUAAAGAGUGAAUGAAAUGGUUUAUUUUGCCUUCAUUGAUAAUUUUUCUUAAUUUUAUAUUUCAAUGAUAAUAAACAAAUGACAAUUUUUAUUAUUUCAAGAGAUAGUCUUGAGAUGUCAUGAAGAAGAUUCUAUCAAAACAUUUUAACUUUUGAUGUCUAUGCUCAGAUUUCAUAUAAAGAGUGAUUAUAAAUAAAGAUGUCUGAGAUGAAACCAAAAUGUCCCAGUAAGUAUCCAAAUCAAUCAUUCUAUAGUGUCUCCCAAAUCUUAACAAUAUUAAUCUUUGGAAGAAUAACUGAACAUUUUGGUGCCAUAUAACAAAUUUAUUACAGAAUAAAUUAAAGAAUUAGAACAUGCAGCUACCAAAAAAGCAAUCACUUUAUAUCAAUGUUUUUUAAAAGGCUUUACUCUGAUUAUUUAUUCAUGCAAUUUUAUAAAUCAUUAAAACAAUUUAAUUCAGCUAUUUGGAAUCUGUAUAUUUUUUCCUACAUAAUGUUAUCAAAUUACAUCAAAGUAAUAACAAAAUAUGUCACCUGAUAGUUUUAAUAUCUUUUUGCAAGAAAUUUUGUUUGUAUUCUCUUAACUAGUGAUAUCUGAAGUGCGAUAGUUGAUUUUCAAUAAAAACCAAAGAAGCAUUUAAAUUAUUUUUAAAAUUGCAUAUAGAAAUUAAAGGUCCCAUAGUCUCUAUACACUAAAAUUCAGGAAGUAUAAACUAUAGAGAGUAUAGGAGUUGGGCAUUUGCCUUGCAUGUAGCCAACCUGGACCAAGCUGCAAGUACUGAAGCGAACAUUCUUGGCUUCAAAAAUUAUAGGGAAUGCCGUAAGACCACUUGGAAGAGUUCCCUCCCCUCCCUAUGCAAAAUCAUGACUUGAGUCUUUGGAAAUAUUCUUCUAGGAAAUCCCAAGAAGAAAGUUGCUGAGACUUAGCAUACCAUUUCCUUGUGGUUCAGCCCAGCAAUUCAAAGCCGAAUGAGUUGAGAAGGUAUCCAACUUGGCAAAAGGAAAUGUUCCGUUUCCCCAGGCAAAUCAAGGACCCAGAAAAGCAGGUUGGGGAAAAAUAAAGAGUUCAAGGAAGGAAAGUGGUGAAAGCAAGAUACUAGAUGAAGAAACCCAGUCAUGGAAAGUAGCAUAAAGGAAAGUUAAGAAUCAUAACUGAAGACCAAAUGGGAAAUUUUCCCUGGUGUUAGGAAUGAAGAGAUGUUCACCAACACAUAAUAUCUUCACUGAGUUGCGAAUCAUGAUGACUGGGUAGUGAAGUGAGAGACUUAUUUUUAAGCAACAAGGAGUAUAACUACCAUGAAGCUAAAAAGGGAUAAAGGACUUGAACUCACAUUUUGUGUUUUCAGAUGCUAUUCUGCCAUAUUGCCUGGCAGAGUAUUAGUCUAUUAGACAUGACCUCUGGUUUCUGGUUUACAUUCUCAGCCUGAACUCUGCACAAAAUUAUCUCCUUAAUUGCUGUUUUGUUGUUGCCAACAGGCCAAGGAGCUCUCUCACUUUGCUUCUGUUUUUCUAAGAACACUGCAAAUGGUCCCCUGAGCACCUCUUGGAGUGGUUCCUUAGUACAGAGCCAGGAGUAAGCCCUGAGUAUUGCCAAGAGUACUUGAUGUAACCAAGAGUGGCCCCAAAACCAAAAUAAUUAAAAUAGAAAAUAAAAAUCAGGCAAAGUUGAUGAAGUGUGCAUUCUUGUCCCAUCUACCUUUCUUUUAUUAUCAUCUUCUUGUGACUGGAGUAGAAUAAUUGCAUGUAGAUGUUCUGAUAUGUAAAAUAAAACAUCUGUGCUUUCAAGUCUCAGACCGCUGGGGCAGAGUUAGAUAUCUGAAUAUGACAUUUUUCUCCCGUGAAAAUUAAAAAUAGGCAAAUAAUGAGAGUCAGCUAUAUAUUCUAGCUCACCCUGAAGAACUUAGAAAUGAUGUACAAUUCAUGUAAAUAAUGUGGGUGAGCAUAUAUCAUAGAGCCCCAAAUGCAUCUCAAAAUAUAAUCUCAAAGAAAAAUAAAGGUAAUGUAAUUGUAACUAGAGGAAGUGAAAUGUUAUCAGCUCUGAACUCUGUCUGAACAGAAUGCAGAUGGGCUGAAUGGAGUCCAGGGAAGUAGCCACAAGAAGACUAUUCGGUGUUGACCCGUUGCUCCCCUGUGGAAAGGCCCAGGUCUCUGAACGUGAAAUUUCUGCCUACGGAUAUACUACACUGUAUCACAACUUGCUCUUGUUUUCUCAACACCAACAAGUAUACUUAGGAUCAUUUUGGUUUUGAUCCCCAGCACCACAUAUCGUCCCCAUAUGCCAGGAGUGAUCCCUGAGCCCAGGAGUAAGCUCUGAGCACUGCUGGGCAUGGUUCGAAACCCCAAAAUAAAUGCAUAACAUAGAUCGAUAUCUUCAAAAGUAUUCUGGGUAUUUUUAUAGAGACUACAUUGAAUAAUAUUUAGAGUACUUUGGGUAAGAUUAUCAUUUUGAUAAUAUUCUUCCAAAUACAUGAACAGGGAUAUGUUUUCAUUUCUUCUUGUCCUCUUUUAAUAGUGCUUUUUACCUUUUAUUGUAUAAGUCUUUCUCCUCUUUUGUUCAGUUUUUCCCAGGUACUUGAUUUUCUGAGGAACAAUUUUGAAUGGGAUUUUAAAAAAUUUCCUUCUCUUCUUUUUUAUUAUUUAUACAAAUAUCUCCACAUUGAUUUUGUAGCCUACCAAUUUAUUGUAUUAGUCUAUUGCUUCUAGGAUUUUUAUUUGAGAGGUUCUUAGGAUUUUCUAGGUGAAAGUAUUAUGUCUGCAAAUAGUGAGUCUAACUUUUGUCUCUCCUGAUCUGGAUGACCUUAUUACCUAAUUGCUCAUGGUAAGGACCUUCAAUACUAUAUUAAAUUCUAAAGGUGAAAAAGAUGAGAGCCUUAUUUUUCCCUAAUCCCAAACCACAACAUAAAGCUGUGCUAAUCAAAACAGUGUGGUGCUGGAAUAAGAUUAGACUUUCAGACCAGUGGAAUAUAAUAGAGAAUUUAAAGAUAGAUAUUAAGGUAUUAUGGACAGUCUUCAUAAAGGAACAAAAAGUAUGAAGUGGAGCAAGGAAAUUCUCUUCACCAAAUGAAGUUGAGAAAACUGGUGAGUUAUCACUGUAUCACUGACAUCCUGUUGCUCGUUGAUUUGCUCGAGCGGGCACUAGUAACGUCUCUAUUAUGAGACUUGUUGUUACUGUUUUUGGCAUGUCGAUACUCCAUGGGUAGCUUGCUAGGAUCUGCUGUGUGGGCGAAAUACUCUCAGUAGCUUGCUGGGCUCUCCGAGAGUGGCGGAGGAAUCGAACCCAGGCCAGCUGUAUGCAAGGCAAAUGCCCUACUCACUGUGCUAUUGUUCCAGUCCAAAUGCAAUAAAAUAUAUUAAAGCCCACGUUCUACACCAUGAACAAAAUUCAAAGCAAAAUGGAUUGAAUACCUUGAUAUCAGACCUGAAUUAAUUGAUUACAUUGAGGAAAAACAGGUAAAACACUUCAUGACAUUGAUUUUACAGAUAUCUUCAAUGAUUCAAUGAUUCAUAGGCAGCAAACAGAAGCAAAGAUAAGCAAGUGAAACUAUAUCAAACUUAGGGGUUUCUGCACCUCAAAAGAAAUGAUGUUCGUUAAAAAAAGGCACCCAACAGAAAGCGAAAAAAUAUUUGCCACCACUCAUUAAAUAAAUGGUUGAUAGUCAAGGCAUAUAAACCAUUACAGAACUUAAUAAAAGAAAAAAACUACAACAAACCCCAACAAAAUUUGGGGGAGAAGAUGAAAAGAAACUUUCUCAAAGAAGAUAUACAAAUACCAAAAUGUAUACAGCACCUAUCAUCAGGAAAAUGCAAAUCAAACAAUGGGAUUCCAAUCUCACAUCACUAAGAUUGACACACAUUACAAAGAACAAAAACAACCAGUAUUGGGGUGGACUGGGGAGAAAGAGAGACCCUCGUUUGUUGCAAAAUAUCAGUUGGGCUCAAUUCCUGGCACCCCAUUUGGUUCCCUAAGCCUCCAGGAGUGAUUCUCAAGCACAGAGUCAGGAAUAAGCUCUGAGCACUCGUUGGUGUAGAACAAAAACAAACAACCAAAAAAGAAUGUCAACUUGUCCUGUCUUUUUGGAAGAUGGUUUGACAUUUCUCAAAAAACUAGGAAUUGGCUUCCAUAUGACCUCGCAUUUCCACUCCUUAGCACCUACCCCAAGGGCCAAAAUACUCUUCAGAAAAGACAUCUGCAUUCAUGUUCAUAGCCAAAUUGUGUUUUUAUAUAGAGUUAUACCACAUUCUGUUCAUUCUUUUAUUAGCUAGAAUACUGGGUGGUUUUAGUUUGGAAUCUAGUAUAUAGAAUGCUGCUAAGAACAUUGAGAUAUUAGUUUUUCUGAGACUAUGCUUUCAUUUUACUUAAUACUUAGGAGUAGACCUUCAUCUCUUAUCAAAUUGUUAUUACUAGGGUUUGAGGCUUGAACCACACCCAACAGUGCUCAGGGAUUACUCUUGACUCUGCUCAGCUAUGACUCUUGGCGAUGCUGGGGAUUACAUGGGGUGCCAGGGAUCAAACCCAGGUUGACCCCUGUACUAGAGCUCUAGCUUCCCCCCAAAGUUAUUACUAUAAGGAUAUUUUAUUUUAGUUAUCUUAUUGGAUAUUAAAUGGCUGUUGUAUAUUGUCAUAUAUAAUAACCAUAUAGAUAAUGUCAUUAUGAUAUAUGUAUGAUCUUAUUGGAUAAGAAAUGGCAUAUUGGUGCCAUAUUUUAUUUUCCUAAUGACAUGAAGCAUCCUUUUAUCUAUUUCUUGGUCAUUUGGAUAUCUUCACUGGAGAACUGCCAAUUCAAUUUUUCUCCCAAAGUUUUGUUGUGUUUUGUUGUCUUUCAUUGUUGAUUUGUAAUGUUUGGGGUUUUUUACAUAUUCUAGACUCACUCCCUAGUCAUGUAUAUAAUAUGUCAUUGUUUUCUCUAAUUGUGAAUGCUGUCUUUUAAUUUUCUUAAUGCUAUUCUCUGAAGCACAACAGUUUUUAAUUUUCAUGAGGUCAAAUUUAUAUAUUUUUUCACUUGUAAUUUUGGUGUCCCAACUAGAAAUGCAUUGCCUAAGAUCAUUUAAAAAUUAUUCCUAUAUUUUUAAUAAGGAUUCAUUUGUUUUAGCUCUUACAAUUUGUUUCAUUAUGUGUUUUAAUUAACUUCUAUAUAUGGCAUAAGAAAGGGGGCGAUAUUUUGUUUGUGGACACAAAUUUCACCACAAUUACUAAUAAAAAUGUAUUGGCCAAAUAUAUAA